Molecule: messenger RNA, 941 nt
Organism: Sinocyclocheilus rhinocerous
Lineage: Eukaryota; Metazoa; Chordata; Actinopteri; Cypriniformes; Cyprinidae
Product: collagenase 3-like
Exons: 8
Coding region: 135-941 (268 amino acids)
Biological process (GO): collagen catabolic process; proteolysis; extracellular matrix organization
Cellular component (GO): extracellular matrix
Molecular function (GO): metalloendopeptidase activity; zinc ion binding
Source: RefSeq, a predicted model, not a curated record
CACAGCCAUCUGACAAAGAUAUAGACAUUGCAGAGGAUUACCUGAGAAACUUCUACAAUCUGGAAGACUCAACAUACGCUGCCGUUUUUCGCCCAGAAGCAAACAAUGAUCAACUGUCCAAGAAGCUGAAAGAGAUGCAGAAGUUUUUCGGGCUUAAGGUGACUGGAAAGCUGAACAAAGAAACCAUGGGGGUGAUGAAGAAGCCCCGCUGUGGAGUUCCAGAUGUUGCUGCGUACUCCACAUUUGGAGACGAACCCAAAUGGCAGACCAACGAGCUCACCUACAGAAUCGUGAACUACACCCCUGACCUGUCAAAAGCUGAAGUGGAUACAUCCAUGGAGAAAGCCCUGCAGGUCUGGGCCAAAGUCACUCCUCUGAAAUUCACCCGUAUCAACAGGGGCACAGCUGACAUCAUGAUCUCCUUUGCUACAAGAGAUCAUGGUGAUGGCCUGUUGUUUGAUGGACCACAAGGCACUUUGGCUCAUGCUUUUGCUCCUGGUUCUGGAAACGGUGGAGAUGUACACUUCGAUGAUGAUGAGUCUUUCACAUUCCGCUCAUCAAGAGGUCAUGUCCUGUUCUUGGUGGCCGCCCAUGAGUUUGGUCACUCUUUGGGUCUUUCUCAUUCUAACGUUCCUGGCGCUCUGAUGUUUCCUACAUACACCUUCACUGAUCCGGAUCGUUCUCCUCUGUCCUCUGAUGACAUUGAAGGGAUUCAGUCGCUCUAUGGUCCACUAAAACCAAAACCAGUAACAAAACCACAACCAGAUUGUCAAAACCUGGUCUGGGAUGCAGUGACGACAUUUAAGGGAGAAACAGUGUUCUUCAAGGACAGCUCUUUCUGGCGUAGCUCUUCAGGCAGAAGUGCAGCGCAACGCCCGAUCAAGAGUUUCUGGCCCAAUGCUCCUGAUGAUAUAGAUGCCGCUUAUGAGGAUCUAGUGUAA